This is a messenger RNA of Achroia grisella, 1098 nucleotides long. RefSeq lists its product as uncharacterized. NCBI's taxonomy places the organism in Eukaryota, Metazoa, Arthropoda, Insecta, Lepidoptera, Pyralidae. The record is from RefSeq and is a predicted model, not a curated record. The transcript is spliced from 6 exons. The annotation marks the transcript as partial.
UUUAAAAUUUCAGGAAGCCGACAAUUGUUCAUAACAACAUUCUCUGUACCGAGUUCAGUCGAAAAGGGUAGUCAUGCCAACCUUCAAUGUCAGUACAGAUUGGAUCCGAGCGACGGGAACUAUGAACCAUACGUCAAGUGGUGGUGGACACCGCUGUACGGUACAGACGAGAACAGAGACAGAGUGCAGCUCUAUCAAAGGCUACAAAAAAAUGAUAGCCAAACUCUAAAUAAACACAAUAUAGUACACUUAGAGAGCGAUAGUAUAUUAGUCACAGACUUGGAUUUUAUUGACUCUGGUAUCUACGAAUGUGAAGUCUCCGGCCUUACAGAGAUACGUGUUCACAAACAACUUAUUGUCUAUUCAAAUGGUACUGGGCCGCAGUUGAACAUAUCAGAGGUAGCCGACGGUCCAGAUGCCGACAGUGAAGCAGACGUCCUACUAGAAUGUGCGGCGCAGGAUGUCUCCCCACAGCCGGAGCUCUCCCUCAGUGUGAAUGGUAAAGAGCUCGACAAUGUGACUACACACGUAGUCAAUACGAGUGAAGGGUCGUACACCAUCGUCACCAACGUGACGGUCAGUAAAGACGAAGUGGAUGGUACCGAAGUUCGCUGCGAGUUGUUCUACACAAACCAGGAUAUAUCGCACCCACCCUACAUAGAUGCCGAGUUGUAUGACCCCUCGGGCGCAGUCACGGCUGCCACGGAGACGCUCGAAGUCGACACACCGCCCGCCUCACACUCCUUACAAGACGAGCGUUCGAACAGCAGCGGCCAUCGGACUUCGUGGUUACUACUUGCCCUGGCCACGAUCCCGCUGUAUCUACGCGCGCUACUAUGAAUUAAUAAUGUGAUACUAAAAUAAUGUAAUACAGGUGUAUAUAAUACUAUAUAUAAUAAUAUUUAUUAAUUAACACAUUAAUACUAAUACAACAACAAAAUAUACUUAUUUUAUAAAAUGUGUCCAUGUAAAAAGCUUAAUUAAACAUAUAACGAAUUAUCUAUGAGAAAAAUUGUUAGAUAGAAUAUUUGUGUGAUAAACAGAUAGUGACUGGACAGAUAUUGUACAGAAAACAAUAAUUCAUCACAGAAAUUAUCA